Aspergillus japonicus CBS 114.51 is the source of this 694-nucleotide messenger RNA. RefSeq lists its product as uncharacterized. Bases 105 to 488 code for a protein of 127 amino acids. Lineage: Eukaryota; Fungi; Ascomycota; Eurotiomycetes; Eurotiales; Aspergillaceae. The transcript has 3 exons. The record is from RefSeq and is a predicted model, not a curated record.
UCAGUCUCAUUCCAACAUUCAAGGAGAAGGGUAAGCUAACUAUUCUACGUGAACAGAGUUGCCAUUGUCAACAGUGACAAGGUAAGUCUCAAGUACCCCGCAGCAUGAAAGGCAUGCUACGGCCUGUCGCAUAUAUAACAAUUACUGAGACGCAUCGCUUUGCUCGUCACAGUGCAAGCCCAAGAAAUGUCGUCAGGAAUGUAAGAAGUCUUGCCCCGUCGUCCGUACGGGCAAGCUCUGUAUCGAGGUCACCCCCGAGUCCAAGAUCGCCUUCAUCUCCGAGCGCCUCUGUAUUGGUUGCGGUAUCUGUCCCAAGAAAUGUCCCUUCGGUGCCAUUCACAUCAUCAACUUGCCCACCAACUUGGAGACUCAGGUCACCCAUCGUUACUCUGCGAACAGCUUCAAGCUUCACCGUCUUCCCAUGCCCCGUCCCGGUCAGGUCCUCGGUCUCGUCGGUACCAACGGUAUUGGAAAGAGUACGGCUUUGAAGAUUCUCAGCGGCAAAUUGAAGCCCAACCUUGGUCGUUAUGACAACCCUCCCGACUGGGAAGAGAUUCUCAAGUACUUCCGUGGUUCCGAGCUGCAGAACUACUUCACCAAGGUCCUGGAAGACAACCUGAAGGCUGUUGUCAAGCCUCAGUACGUUGAUCAGAUUCCUAGAGCCGUCAAGGGACCCGUCAAGAAUGUCGGUGCG